UCAGUAGUAGAGGCUUAACAUGGGCAGCUAAGUAGUAUCUGGUUAAUAUAAAGUAAACGCUAAAGCUUUUGCAUCUCGUCCUUAAACUUGGAUGUCUUUGAGUUUCAAGAGGUUCUCGGUAACUAAUUUUUAGACCGAGAAGUUAGGCCUCUGACAAAUAUUGUGUCUUAUAUUGGUCUUUUGUGUGGCACUAGCGUUUUAGCUGAACGUCUGCUUAGCCAGUUACUACUCUGUUAGCUUAGCUUUGCAUUGGAAUUUGUUAGCUUGGUUGACAGAUACAGCAGCUAAAAUUAACCAAGCUGGCAUCCAGAGCGAGUUAGGUUCCGUUUUGUCCGGGUGCAUGCAUGUGCAUGUGUACGUGUGUUUAUUUAUGCUACUCAUCAUAGUGGGACUCAACUGCACCUGAAUGUUUGGUGAUAGAAAUAGCAGCAGCUACAGCUAGCAGAUUGUUAGCUUGUCAAUAACAGCAAUGGGCUCUAAGAGGUGUCUAAAGACGACGAGAACGUUUUAUUUUUUGACCAUUCUGCUGAUAGUCUUCAUCAAAGGAAUAAGAUCUGAUGAAGAGCAACACGGGAAUGACGGACCAGAGCUGAAGUCUUACCAUGACCCAGAUGAUGAAGAGGAAGACGUACAUCUGGCAUCAGUAAUUGUGACAGGUGCCUCUGUGACCUCUGCUCAUGAUGUCUCCCAGCCAGAGGAGGAGAAACAGUCACCUGGAGAUGGACUGGAGGGAGAACAGGCAGAGGACCUGCCUGACCAGCCUCCUCCAGCUGAGGAGAAACCUAGAGAGGUUCCUUUGGUGAAUGGAGGUACAGCCCACGGAGAGCCCUGCAUCUUCCCAUUCCUCUUCCAGGGGAAGGAGUACUCGGACUGUACAACUGAUGGACGGGGGGAUGGACGGCUGUGGUGUGCCACAACCUACGACUAUGACCAGGAGAAAAAGUGGGGUUUCUGUGAGACGGAGGAGCAGGCACAGCAGAGACUGCUGGCAGAGGAGGCUGAGGAGCAGUAUCAGACAGUCCUGCGCAUGCUCAAUGCCACCACCAGGAGGACACAGAAGAAAGAAUUAUAUGAAAAGCUGCUCAAAGUAGCAGAGAAGGGCCACCAGAAAGCCAUGGAGAAGGUGGCAUACGCCAUGCUGUUUGGAGAUUACAUGAACCAGAACAUCACCAAGGCCAAAGAAAUGUUUGAGAAGCUUGCCAUAGAAGGGUCACCCAAAGCUCAGAUGGCUCUUGGCUUUCUGUAUGCUGCAGGACUUGGAGUUAAUUCGAGCCAAGCUAAGGCCUUGGUUUACUACACCUUCGGUGCACUAGGUGGAAACUUGGUCGCUCACAUGAUUCUGGGAUACAGAUACUGGGGGGGUGUGGGUGUUCCCCAGAGCUGCGAGUCAGCACUAACACACUAUAGGCUUGUGGCAAAUCAGGUGGCCAGCGACGUGUCCCUGACAGGGGGAUCAGCUGUGCAGAGGAUCAGGCUUCUAGAUGAGGUGGAGAACCCGGGCUCCACCAGCGGGAUGUUGGAGGAGGACCUGAUCCAGUACUACCAGUUCCUAGCUGAGAAAGGAGAUGUACAAGCUCAGGUGGGAUUGGGUCAGCUCCACUUGCAUGGAGGACGUGGAGUUGAACAAAAUCACCAGAGGGCGUAUGACUACUUCACACAGGCUGCAAAUGCAGGGAACACACAUGCCAUGGCUUUCCUCGGCAAGAUGUACUCAGAGGGCAGCGAGUUUCUCCCUCAGAACAACGAGACAGCCCUGCAGUUCUUCAAGAAGGCUUCAGACUUGGGUAAUCCAGUUGGACAGAGCGGCCUGGGCAUGGCCUAUCUGUAUGGAAGAGGUGUCCCAGUGAACUAUGAGCUGGCACUGAAAUACUUCCAGAAGGCAGCAGAGCAGGGCUGGGUGGACGGACAGCUCCAGCUGGGCACUAUGUAUUACAAUGGCAUUGGUGUGAAGCGUGAUUACAAACAGGCACUCAAGUUCUUCAACUUGGCCUCACAGGCAGGCCACAUCCUGGCCUUCUACAACCUGGCCCAGAUGCACGCCACUGGUACUGGCGUGAUGCGCUCCUGCCACACUGCUGUGGAGCUUUUCAAGAACGUGUGUGAGCGUGGCCGCUGGUCAGAGCGUCUGAUGACGGCCUACGGCAGCUUUAAAGAGGGAGAGACGGAUGCUGCGCUGGUGCAGUAUCUGCUGCUGGCUGAGCAGGGCUACGAGGUGGCCCAGAGCAACGUGGCCUUCAUUCUGGACCAGAAAGGGGCAAAGAUCUUCAGUGAGAAUGAGACAUACCCUCGUGCUUUGCUCCACUGGACAAGAGCUGCAGCACAAGGUUACACUGUGGCAAGGAUAAAACUAGGGGACUAUCACUUCUACGGCUACGGGACAGAUGUGGACUAUGAAACGGCUGUCAUCCACUACAGACUGGCAUCAGAGCAGCAGCACAGUGCCCAGGCCAUGUUCAACCUGGGUUACAUGCAUGAGAAAGGCCUGGGCAUCAAACAGGACAUCCAUUUAGCCAAGCGUUUCUACGACAUGGCUGCUGAAGCCAGUCCUGAUGCCCAGGUCCCAGUUUUCCUGGCACUGUGCAAGCUGGGCCUGAUUUACACGCUCCAGUACCUGCAGGAUCUUAAUCUGAAGGAGCUGAUUUCUCAGGUGGACCUGGACCAGCUCCUGGGCCCGGAGUGGGACCUUUACCUUAUGACCGUCAUCGCCCUGCUCUUGGGCACGGUCAUCGCUUACCGACAGCGGCAACACCAAAUCAUCGUGCCACCUCGUCCACCUGCCCCUGCCCCAGCUCCGCCUCCCAGACCACCUCAGGAACAGCCACAAGCCCAGGCCGAGACCCAGGGUCAGGGAGAAACGCAAGCCCAGGGCCCGGCCCACGAGGAAGAGGAGCAGCAGUGAGAGGAAGCCGGACAGAGUGAGGGCAGGAAUAAACAGACAGAGGUUGUGCCAGCCCACUGCACGGAGCAGCUGGUGCUUACUAACUGAAUACCUGCUAGUUUGAGCAGCACCUCUCCCACUCUGCCUGCUUCACUCCACAUACUGAAAAAAAAGAAGAAAAAAAAACUACGAUGGCUGCUGAACUGCUCAGUCCCACGGCUCCAUUUCUCCAUCUAAAA
This is a messenger RNA of Toxotes jaculatrix (banded archerfish), 3117 nucleotides long. It is a transcript of the gene sel1l, whose product is annotated as SEL1L adaptor subunit of ERAD E3 ubiquitin ligase. The record is from RefSeq and is a predicted model, not a curated record. Gene Ontology annotation, molecular function: protein binding. The coding region runs from base 470 to 2899 and encodes 809 amino acids. Gene Ontology annotation, cellular component: endoplasmic reticulum membrane. NCBI's taxonomy places the organism in Eukaryota, Metazoa, Chordata, Actinopteri, Toxotidae. Gene Ontology annotation, biological process: ERAD pathway. The transcript has 21 exons.